AUGUACAAGAACCGAACCACGUCUAAAAUAAAGCUCUAUCCUUUUCCUGUGGCUACUAAGAUGGACUCAAAACAAUCCGAAAUCGUCGAGCAGUUCCAGCAGUCGAUUCUAAGACCACAUGAAGAAGAAGAAGUGGAUUCUGACGACUUAGUUGAACUUUUAGAUGAAGAUGAUUCCGUCAUGGCUCAAUAUAGAGCUCAAAGAAUCCAACAAUUAAGCUCUCAUAUAAAAGAAAUACGACAUCGUCAAGCCCAAGACUCAGAUGAAUUAGGACAAGUUCGUACUAUUGAGAAGGAAAGUGAUCUUAUGGCUCUUGUUACCAAAGAAGAUAAAGUUUUGGUUCAUUUCUAUCAACCAGAUUUUGUCAGAUGCAAAACCAUGAAUGAAAAGCUUGAAUUAAUUGCAGAAAAGCAUUUGGAGUUGAUGGUGGUAGUUAUAAAGGCUGAAAACGCACCUUUCCUUGCUAAUAAGCUCCAUAUUAAGCAGCUCCCGUUUGUUGUGGGGUAUAUCUAUGGUAAACUGGUACUUAAACUUCUUGGAUUCGAACAAUUGGGUAACAAUCCAAAUGAUUUCCCAAUUCAAGUACUUGAAAAUCAUCUCCUUAGAGCUAAUUUAAUCAAACAUGAAACCAUAAAUCAUUCUCGUGCAUUACAAAGGGGGGUUCAUGAUUCAGACUCUGAAGAUUUCGAUAUCUAA
Molecule: messenger RNA, 696 nt
Organism: Lizanozyma spartinae
Lineage: Eukaryota; Fungi; Ascomycota; Pichiomycetes; Serinales; Debaryomycetaceae
Exons: 1
Coding region: 1-696 (231 amino acids)
Cellular component (GO): cytoplasm
Source: RefSeq, a predicted model, not a curated record